Geodia barretti is the source of this 927-nucleotide messenger RNA. Lineage: Eukaryota; Metazoa; Porifera; Demospongiae; Tetractinellida; Geodiidae. The record is from the annotation of a GenBank genome assembly.
CUGGAAAACGUCGAACACGUGGAUGUGGAUACGCCCUUCGGGAAACCCAGCAACUCCAUUGUCCUGGGAGACCUCUCAGGGGUCCGGGUGGCUUUCCUCCCUCGCCACGGACGCGGCCACCGGUUUAACCCUACUCACAUUCCGGUUAGGGCAAACAUUUACGCUUUGAAGACCCUCGGAGUUGAGCGCGUGAUCUCCGUCAGUGCCGUGGGAAGCCUAAAGGAAGAAUUUGCGCCCCUGGACCUCGUCAUCCCGAGCCAGCUCAUCGACCGGACACGUUUGCGGGAGAACACAUUCUUCGACGAGCACAUUGUGGUGCACGUGAGUAUCGCUGACCCGUUCUGCGCCCCCACCAGCCAGGCGAUUCAUCGUGCCGCGCAGGCCAUGGACGUGAAUGUCCACUCAGGGGGCACAAUGGUGGUGAUGGAAGGCCCCGCUUUCUCAACAAGGGCCGAGUCGUUUAUGUACCGCUCUUGGGGGGCAGACAUAAUCGGUAUGACGGCCCUUCCUGAGGCCAAGCUGGCCCGGGAGGCAGAGAUGUGCUACGCCACCUGGCUUGGAUCACGGACUACGACGCAAGACCCCGGCGAACCGUAUUUCCGCGUUGAUUCCGUUGAAGCCAAGCAGAUCUUGGACAGCGACCCGGAUAACACCGUUGUGGUCGAUGUGCGCAGGGACGACGAAUGGGUGACGGGCCACGCAUCCGGCGCCAUUCACAUCCCCAUAGACGAUUUCGCGGACCGGAUUGGCGAAGUGCCUCAGGACAAAACGCUGCUAUUCAUCUGCGCCGCCGGUGUCCGUAGCGGACUGGCCUGCGAGCUGGCGUCGUCCUUUGGCUACAACACUGACAACCUGAUCAAUGUGGAAGACGGCACACCGUCCUGGAUCGCGGCCGGCAAUCCCACCUCCUACGGCAACGACCCGUAA